Messenger RNA from Hordeum vulgare subsp. vulgare (domesticated barley), 525 nucleotides. RefSeq lists its product as uncharacterized. The record is from RefSeq and is a predicted model, not a curated record. The transcript is spliced from 2 exons. The coding region runs from base 1 to 525 and encodes 174 amino acids. Lineage: Eukaryota; Viridiplantae; Streptophyta; Magnoliopsida; Poales; Poaceae.
AUGCUGGCCGGCACCGGAGACGAGGGACGCACGGCGGACGACGGCGUUUUGCCUAUUCAACCCGCAAACCACUCGCGCAGCAUCCGGAUUGGAUCAACGCGGCGGCUCGAGCGGCUGGCAUGGUGCAAGGUCGUCCUAUCGUGGGAGCACGACCCGGCCGUGAAGAAGCCGGCGGAAGCACGUGGUGGUGGCGUGUGGGAGGGCCAGAGGAAGGUGCCGGCGCUGGCGAGGCGGCUGUCGGUGCCGCCGCCGCCCGGCAGGCCGACGGCGAGGGGCUUCUCGAGGGCCGUCUGGCCGGAGGACGACCCGUUCCUGGCGGCGUACCUGGUCUGCACCAAGAGCGGCGGCGAUGGCGCGAAGGAGAAGGCAGGCGGCGCCGCGAGGGAGCCCAACAAGGUUCAGUGGCGGUGGGGCGUGCUCGGGCGUGGGCUCGGCGUGCUGUCCUGCAAGCGGUCCAAUGGCGUCGUCGCGCAGAGCAUGGUGAGGCUGUCCAAGCUGCCCGAGCUCCACCCCGGGGAUGCUUAA